AUGGAGCCAAGGAACAAUGUCACUGAAUUUGUCCUCUUGGGGCUCACCGAGAGCCCCCAGGGUCAGAAGAUACUAUUUGUGGUGUUCUUGCUCAUCUACAUAGUGACAAUGGUAGGUAAUCUACUCAUUGUCGUAACUGUGGUCGUCAGCCCAACCUUGGAUGCCCCCAUGUACUUCUUUCUUGGCUACUUGUCAUUUAUGGAUGCUGUCUAUUCCACAACAGUCUCCCCAAACAUGAUUAUAGACUUGUUGUAUGAGAAAAAAACCAUUUCCUUCCAAGCUUGCAUGACCCAGCUUUUUAUAGGGCACCUAUUUGGUGGAGCUGAGAUUUUGCUCCUGGUUGUCAUGGCCUAUGACCGCUAUGUGGCCAUCUGUAAACCCCUGCAUUAUUUGACGAUCAUGAGCCAACGGGUAUGUGUUCUGCUGCUGCUGCUAGCCUGGGUGGGAGGCUUCGUGCAUGCUGUUGUCCAGCUUCUCUUUGUUUACAACCUUCCCUUCUGUGGCCCCAAUGUCAUUGACCACUUCAUCUGUGACAUGUAUCCCCUAUUAAAACUGGCCUGCACCGAUACCUACGUUAUUGGCCUCACUGUGGUUGCCAAUGAUGGGGCCAUCUGCGUGGUCAUCUUUGUGCUCCUACUCAUUUCCUACGUGGUCAUUCUGCACUCCCUGAAGAACCUCAGUCAGGAAGGGAGACGCAAAGCCUUGUCCACCUGUGGCUCCCACAUCACUGUGGUGGUACUCUACUUUGUUCCUUGCAUUUUUAUGUAUGUGAGACCCCCUUCCACCUUGCCCAUUGACAAAUCCUUGACUGUGUUUUACACUGUGAUCACCCCUAUGCUGAAUCCUUUAAUUUAUACUCUGAGAAAUGCAGAGAUGAAAAAUGCCAUGAAGAAGCUCUGGACCCGAAAAAGAAAGUGA
This is a messenger RNA of Ochotona princeps (American pika), 918 nucleotides long. RefSeq names its product olfactory receptor 4A47-like. Bases 1 to 918 code for a protein of 305 amino acids. Gene Ontology annotation, cellular component: membrane. The transcript has a single exon. Gene Ontology annotation, molecular function: G protein-coupled receptor activity; olfactory receptor activity. NCBI's taxonomy places the organism in Eukaryota, Metazoa, Chordata, Mammalia, Lagomorpha, Ochotonidae. The record is from RefSeq and is a predicted model, not a curated record. Gene Ontology annotation, biological process: G protein-coupled receptor signaling pathway.